GACGUCAAUGUCAUUGCGCAUGCGCACUGAAAUUUUUUCCUCCAACCAUUUUUCGGAAUUUGUUUGGAUUUAUAGCUCACUAUUGAUUGAUCAGAUAUGAGUAGAAAGCCUCAUUCUGGAAAAGAUCCUCCACAGUUACCCAAGAUGAAUAGACAAUUAAAAGUACUACCACCAGAUUCACCAGUGACUGAAUUUCCUAUAAAUGCCGCACAGAGUGCAAUGGGUCCUAUGGAUGCUGAUGGUUUUGUGGACUUGAAGCGUGCAGGUCGGGGUGGCAAUCAACAGCCUCAGGUUAACCUCGCAGGCGGAUUACCUAAAGCUGAUUUUGAAUUGGGAAAAUCACAACUGCAGCCCAGUCAAUAUCAAGUUGUGCAGCCUCAUCUACAAAACCAGCAUGGAUUACAACCUGUACCACAGGGCGAGAUUAGGGUUUUUAACAAGUCACAACUACUGCAAGCAAUGUAUAAAUUGCAACAACAACAGCCAAGGCAGCAGCAGCAAUUAGAGACAGCAUCUCCUUGUCAACACCUUCCAGACCCCACCUCGGCCCUGCAACAUCAGCCAACCCUUAAAAAGCAAGCUUGGAGACAAGACAAGGUUACACAAUCAGAUCAAGGCAAGGCUUUCAAUGCAGAAGACCUGACAUUGCCAUCAGUGGAUGUGGGUUUUGACUGUCUGAAGCUGAAAGAUUCUGCCACAAAGCCCCAUAAGCUAUACACCCAACCAUCUGACACAUUCCAGGAAGGCAAGGUUCAGCUGUGCUCCAAGAAGGGCUGUGAGGAUUUCUUGCUCCAUAUUGACAAGUUGAGAGGCACCACUGGGGUACUGUUGAAUGAUCGUUUCAAGCCCGACGGAGACCGAUAUGAAGAUCGGGCCCAUUACAUCACGAUUAAAGAGCUUGGUGCAGGAUCUUUUGGUACAGUGGACCUGUGUGUUGACUCCGAUAGCCAGCAACAAUUUGUCAGAAAAAAGCUGAAGAAGGCAAGCUUUAACCCAACAGAGGUGUCCGUUCCAGUCAAGGUGCCCCAUGAGAACAUGACACAUGUGUUUGGCAUCAUCAGUAACCCAGACAGUAUAGAGUUGCUCAUUGAAUAUGCUGGCAUAGCCCUUAACCGUUAUGUUGCCAAGCACCUGGACCUGUGGAAGUCUGAAAAACAGAUGUGGAACCUUGUCAGGCAAGGCUUCCGGGCCCUGGCUCACCUUGAUAAAUAUGGUAUCACCCAUCUGGACAUUAAACCUGAAAACCUGUGCAUUCUGACACAAGAUGAUGGAAGCCUAGUACUGAAACUGACAGACUUUGGCUCAGCUCGCACCCCACAAGAAUCCCUCAAGUUUGUUGGCAUGACCCCAGAAUACCUGGCCCCAGAGAUUGCCAAGCUCGUUUUACAGCUUAGGUUCAAGGCUGAGAAUUUCAACUACGGUCUUUCUGAGAAAGAUGUGACAGGCAAGGUUGAUGUCUUUGCAUUCGCACUGGUGAUCAUGUACAUUUACAAGGGCUACCACAUUCUGCAAAAGCUGAUUACCAAGGGUCAGACUUCCUACGCAAACAUCCUUCCCGAACAACAACAGCUGCUCCAAACACAGCUCCUUGUACAGUUGGCGAGUGACAAUACCUUCAUUACGAACCUUAUCCCGGAUGAAUGUAGCCUGGACAUGCGAGACCUCAUCUCAGAUCUGGUGCAACAUGAUCACCAUGGGCGCCCAACAGCUAGUGCUGCCCUGCACAGGGUGGAACGAUAUGUGAAAACAGAAAGUGAUAGACAAGGGGAGGUUCUUCGUUCUCUUGAGAUGAAUUACUUUGGCGUAACAUUUCCAGAAAGCACCCCAAAAUACUCCCCCGUUGGCAGAAAUCUCCCUGAGCUAGCUGAACAAUGCAUGGAGGUUGAUUCGGGCCCAGUUCGCCACGCAACCAAGGACCUUCUCCGAAAGAAAAUCGCCAACCCCUACGUGUCAGGCAAGGGGUUUAAGGGUCAAGGCAAGGGGUUCAAGGGACAAGGAAAGGGCCGCUCCUACACUGAGGCGGGGCGGAGCUCUACAGAGACGAGGCCAUCCCAGUAUAGAGGGAGACCGGUGGCCAGCAAGGUGAUGGAUUUUCCUAUGACGCCGGUCGAGGAAGUGAUGAAGUUGAGAUUGUGCAUUGAGGAACAGCCCGUAUACGGAGUGACAGACAGCCACGCUCCGAUCGCCCAGGCCUCAAUGGAAACAGAAUGCACCAAUGACUGUGAAUUCAUUGCCGACAAUGCCCCUAUGGCCAACAUCCAGGCUUGCCCGAUCCCCCAGUUUCAACAGAUAAACCCCUUCCCUCAGACAGUGCAGGCAUACGCUCAGGCAUCUAAUGUGCAAGAUGUUGACCUACGGAGGCGUGUUUCGUCUCCCCAAACUGUACAAUCCCUGAGACCACAGACACUUCAGACAAUAGGGCAGGCAGCUUCACAGACGACUCGACCAUUCACCAAACGAGAUAUGAUUAAGCAACAGCUGGUACAGUUGAUGCUACGUGCCAACUCCACUCAACUUCAACAGAUCAUUCCUGAGAGCCCUGUAUAUCAGGAUUGCCCGGCUGCCUUGAUGCCAAACUUUGAUCUUCUAAAGUAAUAUCACUGUCGAUCCGUAUUUCCAGUUUUGAUCGACAAGAUAUAUGAUUGCUUUAAACUCCAGAGUGGUGUGGAUUGUUUAUGUACGACAUAAUGGGAAUAAAAUGAUUCAUCGAUGUGCACAUGUAUUAUGUAUUGAUGUGUUUCUUUUGUGGGUUUUUUGGUAUUGUUUUUUUUUCCUUUUUAUUCAUGAUUAACAAGGUGUAUAUGUGAUCAUUUUUAUUUCUCUUUCUCUUUCUUUCAUUCUGUCUUUGUCCAUUGUUCUAUCUCUUGAUUGGUUUUGUCGGAAAUUGUACGAACAUCUUUAAUAGUUGUAUCUGAGAACUCCUUAAGAAAUUUAUUGUAAUAAUGAUAAGUUGAAGAGAAUUUGUUCACUGUUCUAUCUCUUGAUUGGUUUUGUCGGAAAUUGUACAAACAUCUUCUUAGUAAAUUUUUUAAAGAGAAGCAUACAUGUGAAAAAAUCAAAAUAAUAUUCAAGAAAUUAACAUUAUAAGAAAAGAAUUCUAUUUUAUAUUUUUGUAAUAUCUACAUAUACAAAUAUUCUUCUAUUUGUAAUUACAAAGAGAAUAUAUUAACUGGCUAUAUAAUUUAGGGUUAUGGUAAAUAAUAUAAUGGUAUUUUACUUCAUAAACAUUGAGUAUACAUGUAAAGCAAUCUAUUUUUUUUUUUUUUUUUUACGAACACUUACUUAUAAGCUGACCACUAAUUAACUUGUUUUGCCAAAAUUAAAGCAGAAAAAGCAGAUAUUGUUGAUGUGUUGACACAGAAUCAACGUUUAUUUAACUUAUUUUAUACAUUUUCCGAUUUCUGACCAUUUGUAUAUUAUUCGGCAUUUUUCAUCUUGGUGUGCUCAUAUUUUCAUCAUCUAAAUGAAGAUGGUAAUCCAUCAAACAAGCAUAUUGUCAAACUCAUCAUUACUGAUAGCCUUUUUGUUGCAGUUUUUAUGUAUGAGACUUCUUCCAUUCAUUAUUAAUGAUUCUCUGUAGUUUAGGCGGGUGUUUUUAACUUCGUAUUACCAUAUUUUACUGUUUGAAAACCUCAAGACAAACAAAUUAUACUUACUCAAAACAGCCAUUGGUUGGGCUUCGAGUUCAAACACAUAGUUGAACUACAUCCAAUCAUACAACCCAUAUUAAUAUUAUAAUUUCCUUUUAAAACUGAAAAAAGCACCUGCUUAAGUCAACUUGAAAACUCUUUGAGAAAAUGUUGUGCAACUGUAGCGUGUGUGUGUUUUCUCUCCCCCCGAGAGAAUAGUGGUUGAACAGUGCAGCUCUUUGGUUUCUCUAUUGGAACAGAUUAUCAAACACUAUGGUUUUCUGUCAUUUUUGCUGAAUGGUUUCUUUUUCGACUUAUUCUUGUACUUUUCCAUUUCUGAAUUAUUAUUAUUUUGGCGAGGAGAUAAAAAUGAAACAUUAAAGUACUUGAUAUUAAUAUUGAAAAAUUGUCAAAUGAUUCUUCUUGACAACGGGGAUGGUAACAUUAUGUCUGAUCUGGAAUAAAUGUACUAAAACAUAA
Messenger RNA from Mya arenaria, 4109 nucleotides. RefSeq lists its product as uncharacterized. Gene Ontology annotation, biological process: protein phosphorylation. The record is from RefSeq and is a predicted model, not a curated record. Gene Ontology annotation, molecular function: ATP binding; protein kinase activity. Lineage: Eukaryota; Metazoa; Mollusca; Bivalvia; Myida; Myidae. The coding region runs from base 97 to 2595 and encodes 832 amino acids. The transcript has 14 exons.